Brienomyrus brachyistius is the source of this 4520-nucleotide messenger RNA. RefSeq names its product solute carrier family 5 member 3b (gene slc5a3b). Gene Ontology annotation, biological process: myo-inositol transport; inositol metabolic process; transmembrane transport. Gene Ontology annotation, molecular function: D-glucose:sodium symporter activity. The transcript has 2 exons. Gene Ontology annotation, cellular component: plasma membrane. The record is from RefSeq and is a predicted model, not a curated record. NCBI's taxonomy places the organism in Eukaryota, Metazoa, Chordata, Actinopteri, Osteoglossiformes, Mormyridae. Bases 2101 to 4239 code for a protein of 712 amino acids.
UCGGGUUCCGAUGAUGGCGAAGACGUUGGUCGUUGUGGGCUCAGCGCACUGGAUCCAGGCAGUCUGCCUACCCGUCAGACCACCCAGUGUUCCGCCCGUCUGUCCAUCUGCCUGUCAGUCCACAAGAAACAUGUUACAGGAGAAGGAUGCGGAGUCGUUGCUAUGGGUUACGUCCAGAGUGGCGCUGUUCUGGCGUCUGGAUCAAGUACCUGGUCGCCUGCGAUGCAUAUCGGUCACUUUUUAACAUCUGAAAAUACGCACCAGUUAGACCUUGCUGACUCCGAAGUGGAGUCGUUUUACGUGGGCUGUUCAUGCAAUUAUAGGCCCCGAAUGACGUUUGUGUGCAACUUGUAAACAGCGAAGCAUGUAUAUUUCUAAGUGUGAAUCUGUUUUAUGGAGAAGGACUCAGUAUUUCUCGUUCUUGGAUGAGUCGGUAUUAGCUGUUAUCCCCUCACCACUUUGCUGCUCUGUGCUGUCCGUGUGAACAUACUGCACUUGAGUACAUAGUUUCUACAUACUGCCAUGUGUUUGGAUAAAGAUAGACCUCCUUAACGAGGUUUACGUCCUUAAAAUUCUCAGAAUAAUAAAGAGAACUUGUGAAUGGCAAAUGUUGAUAAGUCAGAAGAGGGACGUCCCUUUUUCGGAGACAGAGGAAGUUUGGUCGUCUUCUAGAUUGUUCUAUUGUGAGGAGCGCAAUUCUGUUGCACCAAAAUGUUAGAAAGGGACUAAACUGUUGCUUAAUCAUAUGCUCCUACUUCUGAUAGCUUCUUUUUAGUGGUAGCCUCCACAAUACACGGAGCUCAUAUUUCGUAUUAAUAUAGAUCAGAUCUUUUCAAAAUACCUUAAAGCAUGAGUUUGGUCUAAAUAGCUGCUGUGGAUGGUGGGCAUUCUGUCACAUGUUACUAGGCCAGAAGUUGCUGAGAUGAAUUAUGGGAGAGUGUAGGGGUGUGGUUGGGGGACAUUCAUGUGAAGGUGAACUUAAGUCUGUAAUUCAUUGCCUUUACAGGCAGGCUUAUGCAGCUAAAUAUUAUUUUUAGCUCGCAGUAUAACAAGGCACCCAGGCUUUGCUCUGUGUUCUUGAACUGCAUGCAGUUUACCUGGAGUUUAGGGAUCACAUGGGAGUCAUUAUUGUAUGAGCAAAAUUCUUAUUAUUCAGGUUUUUUUUUUCUUAAAUUUGCUUUGGGUGGGGUUGGCCAUCUCUACCUCUCGUCUAUGGUAAAUCGGUGUAUGAUUGAAUGGUCAAAAAGAAACUUUUUUUUUUUUAAAUUUCAGAGUCGACCGUACCACUUCAUUUGUAACCUAGAAGUUCAUGGUUAUGUUAUGAAUGGUAAUAGCUGAAACUGCGUAGGUUUUCAUGAGCUUUUUGGGGAUGGGCACCUUUUGUUAAAGUUGGACUUUAGCAUCAGCCACAAGUGACUUCUCACUUUAGAGGAAUUAAGCUUUAUUUAUAGUACAGCACUUAUUUAUAAAGAAUUUACACAGCAGUUGAUUUUUUUUAUUUUUUAUUUUUUUGUGUGUGUUUCUAAGAUUGUCUUCAUACUCCAGAAAUUGUCCUACAUUUUUAGUGAAUGUUGUACCUAAAAAUGUACUGUGAUGAUUCCUCUGUAUGAAUUAUUAUUAUUUAGGACAUUGAGUGGAAGUAAUAAAAUGACUGUUAUAAAGGAAUCUGGUUUUGUGUGUUAAUUUGCUGGUGCAGGGGGUGUGUGAGGUACUGUAAAAGGUGUGGUUCCUCCACCUUCUCUCCAUCCACACUAGGUCUAAUGUAGUCUUUCUUUGUCUUUGCUGUGUUGCAGGAAUGUUACUCUAGGCUUUGCUAGACCGGUCUACAGCAGCCUCCUGUGCUCCUUCUCACUAUAUGGCCCAUGGAUUUUCUAAACAAAAACUGAUAUUUUUUUUUGACCUGCAUGUGGACACAAGAGUUUCCAUUCUCACAGCAAACCAAAGGAAAAGCGCUUUUUUUGUUUGUUUUUUUUUUAACAGAUACUUAGUUGAAUUUAUAAAACUCACUCUGCUGGUUUUUAGUAUUUUUAGUUUCUCACCUCUGCUGUAAUCUCUGGUUUUCAGUAGCUGGUUGAACUUCCCUCCAUACGUGAGUAUAAAAUGGGGUCUGCUAUGGAAGCAGCAGACAUAACUGUCGUGGCACUGUACUUCGUGCUAGUCUUGCUCGUCGGCCUGUUCGCCAUGUGGAAGGCCAACCGCAGCACUGUGAGUGGGUAUUUUCUUGCGGGGCGGUCCAUGACUUGGACGGUUAUUGGCGCUUCUCUGUUCGUCAGUAACAUCGGCAGUGAACACUUCAUUGGCCUGGCGGGAUCAGGUGCUGCAAGCGGCUAUGCUGUGGGUGCCUGGGAGUUUAACGCACUCCUGUUGCUUCAGCUCCUUGGCUGGGUGUUCAUCCCUGUCUACAUCAACUCGGGGGUGUUCACGAUGCCCGAGUACCUCUCCAAGCGCUACGGUGGCAGGCGACUCAAGGUCUACUUUGCCGCCCUGUCACUUCUGCUUUACAUCUUCACCAAGCUAUCAGUGGACCUGUACGCCGGGGCACUCUUCAUCCAGGAGUCGUUGGGAUGGAACCUGUAUUUGUCUGUUAUCCUGCUGAUUGGCAUGACAGCCCUACUAACAGUCACAGGAGGCCUGGUGGCUGUUAUGUACACUGACACCCUUCAAGCUGUCCUCAUGAUUGCUGGGGCGCUCAGUCUCAGCAUCAUCAGCCUGGUGAAAGUCGGUGGUCUGGAGGGUGUGCGAAGCAAGUACAUGCAGGCCAUCCCCAAUGUCACUGCAAUCAUGGCAGCUGGCAACUUCUCCUACACUAACUCCUGCCACAUCCACCCCAAGCCGCAGUCACUCAAACUCCUGCGUGGGCCGCUGGAUGAGGACAUUCCAUGGCCAGGCUUCCUUCUGGGCCAGACGCCAGCGUCCAUUUGGUACUGGUGUGCAGACCAAGUCAUUGUGCAAAGGGUGUUAGCUGCUAAGAACAUUGCCCAUGCCAAGGGGUCAACACUCAUGGCUGGCUUUCUGAAGGUUCUGCCCAUGUUCAUCAUAGUAAUCCCGGGCAUGAUUUCUCGAAUCCUCUUCCCCGAUGAACUGGUCUGCAUCAGCCCUGAGCAUUGCCUGCAAGUGUGUGGCAGCCAAGCUGGCUGCUCCAACAUUGCGUACCCUCGCCUGGUCAUGAAUGUGAUGCCCGUGGGACUGCGUGGUCUCAUGAUGGCUGUGAUGAUUGCAGCCCUUAUGAGUGACCUGGACUCCAUCUUCAACAGUGCCAGUACCAUCUUCACACUGGACAUCUACAAAAUGCUGAGGAAGGGCUCGUCCUCCAGAGAGCUGGUGGUGGUUGGGAGGCUCUUUGUGAUCUUCAUGGUGGCCAUCAGCAUCGCCUGGGUCCCUGUCAUCAUAGAAAUGCAAGGGGGACAGAUGUACCUGUACAUCCAGGAGGUGGCUGGUUACCUCACUCCCCCUAUUGCAGCCCUCUUUCUCCUUGGUAUCUUCUGGUCACGCUGCAAUGAGACCGGUGCUUUCUGGGGGGGGAUGACCGGCUUUGUUCUGGGGUCCAUCCGCUUGAUCCUCGCCUUCAUUUACCGGGAACCACGCUGCGAUCGGCCAGACAACAGGCCGACCUUCAUCACCAGCAUCCACUAUAUGUAUGUCGCCACAGCCCUGUUCUGGCUCUCUGGCCUAGUGGCAGUGGUGGUCAGCCUUGCCACGGAGCCUCCCAAAAAGGACCAGAUUAUUCGUUCAACUAUCUGGGGGCUGCGGAACAGGGAGAAGCUGUCGGCUAAGCACAAGGAAGAAGCCUACAAGCUGACUGACAAGAGCCCCAGCCACUGCAAUGGCACUGGCGGCCUCCACAAGGAGCUUCCACUGGGCCUCCAGAAGGAGCUGUGUGUGGAUGGGGCUGAAGUAAAGCUACUAGUUGCGCAUAACAGUGACUGCACCAUAAGCUCUGACACGCCUACACCUGUAGACCGCUACAACAACAACAAUGGCCAGGUGGGCCUCGUGCGACAGGACAGCUCCGACGAGGGUGGCUGUGGAGGAGAAGGGGGGAGGUGCGUCAAGGUGAUGGACUGGUUCUGUGGUUACAAGGAGCAAGCCACAAAGGACCAGCGAAUGAGUGUGGAGGAUGAGGAGCGACUCAUUCAGGAGAUGCUGUAUGAGUCUCCCAGGAUCAAGGUCAUCCUCAACCUGACUCUCUUAGUGGUCUGUUCUUUAGGGAUCUUCAUGUUUGUGUACUUCUCCUUGUAGCUCCCUUUGGAGGGAGGAAAGCAAUUUUGGGUCUGUAAUAUUUACAGUUAGCUACUGUGGUUCAUUAUAAAGCAAUCUGCUUUAAGCAGUGGGGAUAUAUAUAUAAUAUAACAGAUCAUGGAAGGUUUUGAGCAGGUAUGACACUGUAUAUAAUACCUACCAUUACCAAAAUUAUUUGGGGACUGUAUUUAUUUUUAAUAAGUUGAACUGUUCUAGAAAAGCCUUUUUGUGAAUUUUGUCUUAUGUGCUCUGGGGUCUACUGGAGUACCCCCCCCCCCCCC